Molecule: messenger RNA, 1332 nt
Organism: Vanrija pseudolonga
Lineage: Eukaryota; Fungi; Basidiomycota; Tremellomycetes; Trichosporonales; Trichosporonaceae
Gene: oma1
Product: Mitochondrial metalloendopeptidase OMA1
Exons: 8
Coding region: 41-1306 (421 amino acids)
Biological process (GO): mitochondrial protein processing; protein quality control for misfolded or incompletely synthesized proteins
Cellular component (GO): mitochondrial inner membrane
Molecular function (GO): metalloendopeptidase activity
Source: RefSeq, a predicted model, not a curated record
UACUCUCCCAUCUCCUCCCUAACACCCGCCAUCGCAUACAAUGCGACUCAACCUCGUACGCACAGCCAUCCCCAUCGCCCGCAACGGCCUCCUGAAGCAGGCCGUGCGGGUGCCCGCUAUCAGGCGGGCCUCGGUGGCCUCGCCGUCGGCCAUCCUCGCGCACACCAAGCCUUUCCACUCGUCGGGGCCAAAACAGCGCCGGUAUGAGCGCUGGGAGGAGGACCCCUGGAGCGGCCAGCCGAAUGAGCGCCCGGACGUGAUGAGCUUCCUCCGCCGCAGGCUCGGCGGCGACCGUGCCGUCUGGCUCUGGGGUAUCGGUAUCGGCGCCUGUGUGAUCUACUACUGCGCGCAUCUCGAGCGUGUGCCCAUCACUGGCCGCCUGCGGUUCAUCGACGUCUCCUCCGAAACAGAGCGAGAGGUCGGCCAGGAGUCGUUUGCGCAGACGCUGCAAGAGUUCCAGGGCAAGAUCCUCCCGCCCGGCAGCCCGGUGGUCCGCCGCGUGCGGGAUAUCUGCGAGCGUAUCGUCGCGUCCAACGGCCUCGGCCACGUCAAGGCCGGCGGCAGCGCUCUCGGCGCCGUUGAGGGCGUCCUUGGUGCCUGGGGUGCUACCGGCACCAGCGGCGCCGACGACGACAACUACGCCGAAGGCGACUCGGAGGGCAGGUUCAAGGGGUCCAACCUGGGUCCCGAUACCGAGUGGGAUGUCUAUGUCGUCCAAGCCCCUGACGUCAAGAACGCCUUCGUGCUCCCCAGGCCAGACGGCAAGAUCUUUGUCUUUACUGGUAUCCUUCCGGUUUCGGCCAACGACAAUGGCCUCGCGACUGUCCUUGGUCACGAGAUUUCGCAUGUUGUCGCACGCCAUGGCGCCGAGCGAAUGAGCUCGAUGAAGGUGCUGUUCGCCAUCAGCUUCCUCCUUGAGGCACUUGGUCUCGAUGUCGGAAUUACUCGUGCCCUCGUGACCUUCAUGCUCAUGCUGCCCAACUCGCGCAAAAACGAGGCCGAGGCCGACGAGAUUGGCCUCCAGCUCAUGGCUCAGGCGUGCUUUGACCCAAGUGAGGCACCAAAGCUGUGGGAGCGCAUGUCUGCGGGCGAGGGUGUCGCGGGCAAGUUUGAUUUCAUGUCAACACAUCCCGCCAGCCAAAAGCGUAUUCGGAACCUGGAGAAGGAACAACCCCAGGCUCUGGAGAUCCGUGCGAAGCACUGUGGCUACACGGAACAGCAGUACGGAUCGUUCACCAACCUCCUUGGCAAGAAUGGGCCUGGCGCGCAGCAGGGCUCUCAGGACGGCGUCCCAACAUGGGGCUAAUCAAUGGUGCUGUGCAAGAACACCUC